This is a messenger RNA of Suncus etruscus (white-toothed pygmy shrew), 1091 nucleotides long. It is a transcript of the gene WBP1, whose product is annotated as WW domain binding protein 1. Gene Ontology annotation, molecular function: WW domain binding. NCBI's taxonomy places the organism in Eukaryota, Metazoa, Chordata, Mammalia, Eulipotyphla, Soricidae. The record is from RefSeq and is a predicted model, not a curated record.
AUGGCGCGGGCCGGCGGCGGGAACGGCAGCGAAGAGGCCUGGGGGGGCACUCCGAGUGCUGCAACAGCAGCGCCUUCUUUUGAGGGAGCAGUUUGGAUAAGAGCUGAAGGAACCCAGGUUCGCGCCCUGGGUGCCAUCCGUUAUCACCCACCGCGAUCCUAGCUGCUUCGUGAAGUGUGCCCAGGAAUAAAUAACCAGCCCUACCUCUGUGAGAGUGGCCACUGCUGCGGGGAGAGCGGCUGCUGCACCUACUACUAUGAGCUGUGGUGGUUCUGGCUCCUCUGGACUGUGCUCAUCCUCUUUAGCUGUUGUUGCGCCUUCCGUCAUCGCAGAGCCAAACUCCAACUGCAGCAACAGCAGCGGCAGCGGGAGAUCAACUUGUUGGCCUACCACGGGGCGUGCCAUGGUGCUGGCUCAGCCCCUGCCAGUUCACUGCUUGACCUUCGCCUCCUCAGCGCCUUCAAACCCCCAGCCUAUGAAGAUGUUUUUCACCGACCAGGCACGCCGCCACCCUCCUUACACCGCAGCCCCGGCUUUCCCUUGACUACUGCCUGCGACUGCACCUGCCGCUCCUCCGCAUCUGGCUGCCCUGCUCACUGUGAGGGACCCAAUUCUGAAGGUGUCUCCUCUCAUCAUGCUGCCCCCCAUCAGGAGGAUGAGCCAGGGGUCUGCAGGAGCCUGGUCCCCACACCCCGGUCUUGCCGCUCCCGCCGCCUGACUGGUGACUCAGGCAUCGAACUCUGUCCUUGCCCUGACUCUAGUGAGGGGGAGCCGCUCAAGGCGGCUCAUGCCAGCCCACCCAACAUGGGGACCCAGUCUCCUUGUGUGCUGCCCCUAGACCCUACACCCCAGGUUUCCCCUGUGGGGCUGGCAACUGGUGAUGACAACAUUCUGUGAGCACUGGGAGAAUGGCAUUCUGGACCCUGCACCUUGGGUUCUCUGCCUCUCCCUGCCCUCCCAUAUUCUGCCCCAAAGUGCUGGCACCUUGAUGGCUAGGGGACAGUGUUUGGGGGAAACUCUGAACUCAGCCCCUCAGCACAUACACAGGAGCCUUUGAUCUCAUUAAAGAGACGUGAACCAGCUGCUUGUGA